AUGUCGAGGGAAACAGUCAGCGUCAAGGUGGAAUUUGGAGGAGGAACGGAACUGCUAUUGGCACCACCGCACGAGAAGAAGCACAAGAUCACUUUGCCGCGCAACAAUGCUUCAGGCCAUCCAACCAACGUCACUGCUCUGAUCGAGUACAUUCGCAAGAAGCUCAUUACUGAGCGAGAAGAGCUGUUUGUUGAUCGUGACUCUGUUCGAGCGGGUAUCCUCGUUCUCAUCAACAACGGCGAUUGGGAGCUUGAAGGCCAAGGCGACUACGUCUUGCAAGAUGGCGAUGAGAUCGUCUUCAUCAGCACUUUGCACGGUGGCUAG
Molecule: messenger RNA, 324 nt
Organism: Ustilago hordei
Lineage: Eukaryota; Fungi; Basidiomycota; Ustilaginomycetes; Ustilaginales; Ustilaginaceae
Exons: 2
Coding region: 1-324 (107 amino acids)
Biological process (GO): protein urmylation; tRNA thio-modification
Cellular component (GO): nucleus; cytoplasm
Molecular function (GO): protein tag activity
Source: RefSeq, a predicted model, not a curated record